AUGUCGUCCACUGCGACGGUAGUCCCCGUCCCGUCGGCUAGCGGCCCUACCACGGACAACUCUGGAGCAUCUCAAACCAACCAACAAUUCGGCGCUUCUCACACGUGCAGUCGUAUUGCACAAUCAUGCAUAAUUAAAUGCACUCCAGUGCUCCUUGCUACCGCUUUAGUUACAGCUAUCUCUCCAGCUGGAGAACGAUUCCAGCUACGGGCAUUGCUCGAUCAAGGAUCGGAAGUUUCGUUUAUUUCCGAGUCCGCUGCGCAGCUUCUAAAAUUGUCACGUAAACCCGCGUCCGUCCCGAUUCUCGGAAUUGGCGCACAACGCUCCGAUGUCUCAAACGGACGGGUCUCUCUCGAAAUUAUCUCGCGGAUCAAUUCGGCAUUCUCCAUCAAACUGGAAGCUCUCGUACUGCCGAAGCUCACCGCCUACUUGCCACUCACGAAGAUUUCAUCCACUCACUGGCCACACAUCGACGGACUCCGCCUUGCGGACCCGAAUUUCUCAAUGCCAGGAAAAAUUGAUUUAAUUCUCGGUGCAAGUGUCUACGCGCAAAUUCUCGAAAGUGGUAUUCGCCGCGGAAACGGCGAAUCACCGAUCGCGCAAAAGAUCGUUCUCGGAUGGAUAUUAUCCGGACAACUCUCCAACCAUAACGAUCAUCUCUCGCAAGACGCAAUCACGGAUUUCAGUGUUCUCUCGAUUGUGAACUUCUUGAUCUACUCCAACGAUUUUGGCAACAAGAAGAAAUCGUGCCGUCGCCUAAUGCUACCUGCACACCGGAAGAAGCUCAGUGUGAACUUCACUUUAAAACGACUCACUCUCGUGACGCUCACGGGCGGCUUUCUAGACUCUUCGCGACGCGAAUUCUUUCUGCCGCAUCACGAUGUCAUUAAAGACUCUAGCUCAACGACGAAACUCCGCGUCGUGUUCAACGGAUCACAAAAAACCAAUCUCGGAAUCUCGUUAAAUGAUUGUCUUCAUAUCGGACCGAAACUUCAAACGGAACUUACGGAUAUCAUUAUUCGGGCAGAUACAGUAGCUACCGCAAAAGAAAAAAUUCAGCAACUUCAAGACACGCUCACGGCGGGCGGCGUUAAUUUAAAAAAGUGGGUUGCAAAUUCUCCAGAUCUGCUCGUAAACAUCUCAGCUCACAAUCAAGAAGUGUCCGCGAUCCUACCGGUCGGCGAUCCGGCUACGCAUUACGCGCUCGGCGUUCAGUGGAAUCGACUCAGUGACAGUUUCAUGUUCUCCGCGCCGUCGCCUCCGCGGACAUUCGCAAUCACGAAACGCUCAGUACUCUCGUUUAUCGCGCGCAUCUUUGAUCCGCUCGGAUGGCUCGCGCCGAUCAUUAUCAGUGCAAAAAUCUUUAUGCAAGAACUGUGGGCUAUUCGUCUUGAUUGGGAUUGCGAACUUCCGGACGACCUCAAAUCUCACUGGAUCGACUUUCUCGCGCAAUUUAAAAACUUUGACAUUCACGUGACCCUCGUCAGUGCAAAGACAAAAGUGACUCCUCUCAAACGCGUAACAAUACCUCGACUCGAGUUAUCCGUUGCCGUGCUUCUCGUGAAAUUGAUUGUGCCUCUCAUCUCUGGACCGAUUCUACUGUCGCGCUGGCCUGGAUCAAGAGCCAUCCAUCAAGAUGGAAGGAAUUCGUGCAACAUCGGGUAUCGUUCAUACAAGAACUGUCAAACUCUCGUUGGCAUCACAUCGCUGGGAAAGAAAAUCCCGCCGACUUGGCAUCGCGAGGAAUCUCUCCGCAACGACUACAGCAGGAGCGGCUCUGGUGGUCGGGACCUCAAUGGCUCCAACGAACCUCCACUGAGUGUACUCCAACGGUUGGAGCGAAUAUACGUUCUCGCGAGAAGAGGAGAAUUUUCGGGAUGUAACAAGUGGCCUGCCUCCACCUGCACUUUAAGUCCGGUCGCACAAGGAGAGGAACGUGCACGAAGCUAUGCCGUCGCCAUAGUCAGCCCCGAACCGGAGGCAUGGGAUCUCAUAAAAAGAUACUCUUCUCUCACCAAGCUACUCCGCAUCACCGCAUGGAUUCGACGCGCCAUCGAACGUUUUCGCAAAGCUACCGAUGCACACGCCGCUCAAGAUCCUCUCACUCCGCUCGAAUUGGACUCUGCGCUCGCCUUCUGGAUCAAAUUGACGCAACAUGCGUGUUUUUCUCUGGAAAUUCAACUCAUCAAAGCAAACAAACCACUACCGAAAUCAAGUCCAUUACUCUGCCUCAUCCCGUUUAUCGAUACCGAUGAAUUGCUUCAUCUCCGAGGUCGCCUACAACAUUCUCAAUUGGCUCGAACAGAGAAACAUCCGCUAAUCCUACUUCGAAGCUCUCGAUUGACGGAACUCAUCAUCGAUCAUUAUCAUCGAAAGACGUUUCAUGGCGGUCCGCAGCUCACGCUCGCAUCGAUACGACGCCAAUUCUGGAUUCUCGGCGGUCGCCUUCCGAUACGCUCAUUCAUCCGCCGAUGUCUAGUCUGUACACGUCAACGAGCAGCGACUGGUCAACAACUCAUGGGACAGCUACCGGCAUCGCGUGUAACUCCAUGUCGACCGUUCUAUCAUACGGGAGUCGAUUAUGCCGGCCCGUUAACGCUCAAGACUUUCCGUGGACGCGGAGCCAAAACAUACAAAGGAUACUUCAUUAUCUUCACAUGUUUCAGCACUUCAGCAAUACACCUCGAAGUAGCGACCGAUUACUCUACCGAGGGCUUUAUUGCCGCAUACAAACGCUUCACGAGUCGCAGAGGCCUCUGUUCCACCAUCACGAGCGAUUGUGGCACCAAUCUCGCUGGAGCAGAUGCCGAAUUAUAA
Messenger RNA from Mycetomoellerius zeteki, 2817 nucleotides. RefSeq lists its product as uncharacterized. The record is from RefSeq and is a predicted model, not a curated record. NCBI's taxonomy places the organism in Eukaryota, Metazoa, Arthropoda, Insecta, Hymenoptera, Formicidae. Gene Ontology annotation, molecular function: nucleic acid binding. Bases 1 to 2817 code for a protein of 938 amino acids. The transcript has 5 exons.